CAUUCGUCAAUUAUUAUUCAACAAGUAAAUUUAACAAUAUUCAAUUCAAAUCGCGCUCGCGCCAGUUCUACCAUUCGGAUUCACGCACUAUUGACCGAAACGCCCUCUACAUAUGAAAAAUUUCAUUUCACAAAUCUAGUGAUUUUCCAGUUUUCCAUCUCGUUCUUGCUCCUGGUCUGGGUCUAAACCUCCAGUCUUCUUGGAUGCAGAUGCAUAAGCGCAGGGCGCGUGCACGGGCGCAAAAUGGCCGCCCGCUCGGGAGCCUGAGUGUACACUGUCGCGAACGUAUACACACACAGUCGGCCGUCCUGCAGUGAAAAGUCGCGAAUUACACCGUCGAUUCAUCGCGCCUAAGCAGUAGUCGGUGCGGCUGUGCGAGAGAGCCUCGACUGGGCCUAGAAGCUGGAGAGAGACUGGACCGUGUGCGCAGCAGCAGUAUACUACGCGCCGGCGGUUCUCGCGUGUGUCAGUGUGUGGGAAGUCUGCAGCUGUAGCAGCAAGGACGACGACGGCCGCACCUGAGCCAAGGUUGAGUCGUCCUACUGUGCUCGAGCACUUCCUUCCGUGCACCUGUCCAGAAGAUAUUGGGAGAGAGUGAGGCGGUGCAGUGCUGGAAUCCGCUGGAUCUAUACCUACAUGAACCUAUCCACAAGUCAUUGUGAAAUGGAGCUGGACUCAUCGUGAAACAAGAGCAGGCGCCGUCCGAAGCUGGCCUGCGCAGUAAUGCCCACGUACCACAAUGCGGGUUGCGGCUACCCAAACGUAUCAGCAGCGGCUGCCCGUCACCACCAGAGCAAACUCGACGGCAACCAGAAUCAUCAUCACCACACGACUAUCCCGUCGCACAUAGCCGCUGCCUCGCACAUCGUCUGCUCCUUCGAGCAGCAUCACUCGAGGCAACCUAGUGGCGGCGGAACUGGAGCCACGAGCGCUGUCAUAUUUCCUUCCUCGACGACGACGCCGUUGCUCGCGACAACGGCCUCAGCCAGUGCAGCUGCCGCUGCUACUGUUCCCGCUGCUUCCGCUCUCACGACGACGAGCUGCAACAACGUCACGACGAGCAACAUGACCAGCCUCGCGGGCGCACCGCCGCCCGCCAACUCCGGCGCCAAUUCGAAUUCGAAUUCGAAUUCGAAUUUCAAUUCCAAUGUUAAUAGCAACCUCGUGCUCGGCAACAAUACCAGACACGAGGUCAAGCUCAACGCUAUGCCGUGGUUCCACGGCAAGAUAUCCCGCGAAACAGCCGAGCGUCUCCUUCGACCCCGUGAAGACGGCCUGUUCCUGGUGCGCGAGUCCACCAAUUUCCCGGGUGACUACACGCUGUGCGUCUGCUACCAGGGCAAAGUCCAGCACUACCGGGUCAAGUACAAGAACAACCAAUUGACCAUUGACGACGAGGAGUUCUUCGAGAACCUGGCCCUCCUGGUCGAGCACUACGAGCAAGACGCCGACGGUCUCUGCACCCAGCUGACGAAAUCCCUGCCCAAGCAAGGCAAGCAAGACUUCUGCGUCGACCCCAAGGCCUUCGUCGAGGCCGGUUGGGUCAUCCAGCCCCACGAGCUCGAGCUUCGCGAGUGCAUAGGCAAGGGUGAGUUCGGCGAUGUACUCCUCGGAGUCUACAGAGGCGAGAGAGUCGCUGUCAAGAUGUUGAAGGACAACAGCGAAGCGGCGCAGAGAUUCCUGGCGGAGGCUAGUCUCAUGACGUCCCUCAUCCACGACAACCUGGUCAAGCUGCUCGGUUUAGUGUUCAGCAAUCCCCACAUGUACCUCGUCACGGAGUACAUGAGUAAAGGCUCGCUCGUCGACUAUCUCAGGUCGAGAGGCAGAUUGCACGUGUCCAAGAAGGACCAGAUCAAUUUCGCCUACGACACCUGUGCGGGCAUGGCUUAUCUCGAGUCGAGACACGUGGUGCAUCGAGAUCUCGCCGCGAGGAACGUACUCGUCGCAGAGGACAACUCGGCCAAGGUCUCGGACUUUGGACUUGCUCGAGAUGAAAACUUCUCGCUCGACGGGGGAAAGCUGCCGAUCAAAUGGACCGCACCCGAGGCUCUGAAGCAGAAUAAAUUCUCAAAUAAAUCCGAUAUGUGGAGCUUCGGCAUACUCCUGUGGGAGAUUUACUCGUUCGGCCGUGUACCCUACCCACGAAUACCAUUGGUUGACGUGGUGAAAUGUGUGGAAAAGGGUUAUAAAAUGGAACCACCCGAUGGGUGUCCUGCAGAGGUCUACGAUAUCAUGCGGAAGGCCUGGGAUUUGCAACCGGAAAAGCGUCCCAACUUUCACGACGUGAAGAUUAAGCUCGGACAGCUGAAAAUUGAGUACACCCAAGCUGUCAACUGAGUAGAGCACUCGCGCGCUCAUCGACAGCGAUGACACUGAGGCCUAGUCCAGAGUAAUAUUUGCAAUCUUGAAAUUCGAUUACACAGUCGCUUCGAAUGCUCGGACACGUAAGGGAAAGAGAGAUAGAGACAAAUAGACCUACCUAGGAGCUAUGCUCUUAUUUUCGCUGUACAUUGGUUAGAAGCGUUGCACAUUGCUGACGCUCGUUUUUUUCUCUUCUAUUUAUUGCGACGUCCCAGCGCGAAGCUAAGGGACGAUAUCGGUUUGUUUCUUCUUUUUUCUCGGUACCAUGAUAUUAUCGAGCUUACGUAUCAUGCACUUAGACUUUAAACAACGCGUGGCAAGGGUUUAACAGAGUUCUUGGAUCACUUUUUUACGAAUAUAGAUAUGAUAUUGAUUGACGUGCUGGAUAUGGGUGGCAGUCUUCUGACAACGCACUUUUCGGUCCUUGCUUUUACGUGUGUUUUCGGGGGCGUGCAGUAUACUUAUUACUCGCGAGUAUUGCCAAAUUUUAUGCGUGCCUUUAUUUGAUUGAACGACUUUUUUUACACUAUCAAACUUCCACCCACAUGUGUUGAUCACACUAACUCAACUUACGUGGAGUACUGAAUCGAACUUGCAGUUUCGAUCUUGGUAUCUCAUUCCAAAUAUGACGUAACCGAACAUUACUAACAUUAGCAUGAAGCUCGUUCACAGAUAUAUACACGCACGUUUAAGUCCAAACGCGAUACCUUCAAAACUUCGCUUGUGAUGUAGAGCGCGAAAAAACGCAAGGAAAGAAGCAUCAAUUAUUUUCUUUUUCUCUUAUUUGAUUUCUUAAAAAUAUGUAAAAUAUUGAGAUGGUUUUCUCGUUCAGAAAUUGAAGUAUCAAUACAUUUUUAAAGAUGCUCGUUAUGCCGCGCUCUAACACAAUUAAAUGGGUUACCAAGGUAUCGUAUUCAAGGCAGCUAAUAGCUAUCCGUGGACAUAGUCUUUUAAAGUUUAUAAUUUUAUCUAAAUGGCACUCAACUAAAUAAGACAAAUGGCGCAUAAGUAGAGGAGUAUAGAGUCUCAGAAAUUAUUGUUAAUUUAAAUUGUUGUAUUGUGUCAUUAUUAAUUUGAAACUAAAUUUUAUUUCUUACGGAGAAACUGAAUACGCCUUAAGGAAUGUACAUGUAUGAUUGUAAAUAUCUUUGUAUAUAUUAAUUUUCUCAAAAAUUAUGUUCCAUGAGAGGGAAAAGUUAAUAAUGAUUAGAAAUUUAAGGAUGGGAUAAACAAGGGAAAGUCCAUGUUCUAAUUUUAAGUAUUCAGAAAACAUUUUCAAGAAGGGAUACUUACACUAUGAAUACAGUUUAUAUAAGGCUGAGAUUCCUUGCUGUAGAAACAAGAAAAAAAAACAGAAAACACAAAGUAUCUUACGAAAAUUAUAUUUAACGUCAUAAACUAAAAAAUUAAAUACUGCUGCAGUACAGGAAUAUAUGCCUUGAGCCAGGCAUAUGAUUGUAUUUGCUUACAUGUGUGAGUGUGCGUACGUUCGCGCAAUUUGUGAGUGUAUGUAAAGAAAGUAGAAAAGAGUUUUAUAGAAAUUUAUGAAAACACGAUAGUUAUUAGGCGAGAUCGAUUUGGAAACUUCGAUAUUCAAUAAUUCGUAGAUAAUAAGUGCCUACGAAUUGAAAUGAUGUCAAGAUGUUUAUUAGUGUUUAGGUAGGUUUCUUAACUUAUUGAUAAGAUGACAUUGAUACUAUCGAUAUAUACAUAUAUUAUAAUUUAUAGCACAGUGUGGCUAAAAUCCGCUGUUAAGUCACGCCUAUCUGUGACUAAAGUAGUCCUUUUUUUGCACCAUGUUUAUCACACUCGCUCGUGCGCUAACCUCACGGUGCAAAUAAGGACUACUUUAGUCACGAAUAGGCGAGACUUGCGGACUUUAGCAAUCUGCGAUAUAAAAUUUUAUACGAUACUCUUGACUUAAAUGGUUCAGUUUUACACGGCGCAGUUAGCACCCGAGCGUAGCUCGAUAAGAUAAAUAAGAACCAUUUAAGUCACACGUAUCGUAAUGUACUAUUAAAAAAUUAGCCCACGAAGUUCUAUAAAUUGUCAGCUGUCUAUUUUUCAAUCACGUUACAAAAAUUGUAAUUUUUUUACUCGAUUUAUCUGAUAUUAACGGAUCACUGCCGAUAUUGAAUAUAUUUAAUUGAUCUGUAUAUACAGCCUGAUACAAAAUAUGCCAACAUAUAUAUUUUCGAUUUUAUGUACAUUUACAAUUUGCGGGGAGAAAUUCUCUUUCUAUUAAGACAGCUUGACGAUUAUGCACUGAUUGAUUAAUGAUCUGAAUUUUAUAAACUAUCCAAACGAUCUCGUUUAAUAUUCCAAUAUCCUAUAUUUAUUCGAUCUGUUCAUCGUUGACGCAGCUAAUUUAAUCCAAUAAACUAAAGUCUAAUAAAUGAAACACUUUUCAACGUAAUUUAUUAAUUUAUUCGAAGUAUAUAAUUAAAUCAGAAUGCAAAGUAAAUAUUAACUCUGCCUAAUAAUCAUUUAUUGGGAUAAUCGACCAGCAGAUUAUGUUGCAUAAAACUGUUAAUUACGUUUUCUUGAAAUCAGCUUAAAAAAAAUUGAGUCAUCGACGAGAAUAAACAAAGUAAAAUUUAGUAGGUGUCAGAUAAAAUGCACUAUUGACUCUUCCAUAAUACAUAAAAUUAUAAGCAGCUACUAAAAUACUCGAUAAAAAUAAUGUUUAGGAACAAAAUUUCGAUAACGUGAUGCAUUCUUGAUCUUUCAACUAUCAACUACUUACUUAUGACACCAAGCACAUUAAGAUUGCAUCCGAUCUAGUUCAUAAGAAAUAUUUAUUUAUUAUAUAUCUUUUAUCCGAUCGAUUUCAAUCUGUCGACUUACGAAAUGUUGUUUAUUUUAAUUUCAUUUAUAUGAACUACAAUGAUCUUUGUUAUGUAUUAAAAUUAAAAUUAUUACUAAUACAAUAUUAUUUUAUUUUUA
Molecule: messenger RNA, 5307 nt
Organism: Nasonia vitripennis (jewel wasp)
Lineage: Eukaryota; Metazoa; Arthropoda; Insecta; Hymenoptera; Pteromalidae
Gene: Csk
Product: tyrosine-protein kinase CSK
Exons: 7
Coding region: 724-2337 (537 amino acids)
Biological process (GO): protein phosphorylation
Molecular function (GO): protein tyrosine kinase activity; ATP binding
Source: RefSeq, a predicted model, not a curated record